AGGGAUCCCUCCUUUGGUGCUGCUGACCAGUGAGUCUUUUAGGUACACUUCAGCAGUGGUCACACAGAACUGACAAACUUAAGCUGGAGGAGGAAAGAUGAUGUCCUUGGAUGGACCACGGAAGACCAUCAGUAACCCGGUCAUUCCAUAUGUUGGAACAAUCCUUGGUGGUCUUGUUCCUGGAGAGCUGAUUGUGAUACACGGGGCUGUUCCUGACGACGCAGACAGGUUCCAGGUGGAUUUACAGUGUGGCAGCAGCAUAAAACCUCGAGCUGAUGUGGCUUUUCAUUUCAACCCCCGCUUCAAAAAGUCUGGCUGCAUCGUUUGCAACACACUGGAGGGGGAAAAGUGGGGCUGGGAGGAGAUCACUUAUGAGAUGCCCUUUCAAAAAGGGAAGUCGUUUGAGAUUGUCAUCAUGAUUUUAAAGGAUAAAUUCCAGGUGACUGUAAACAAGAAGCACUUGCUGAUCUACAACCACAGAAUUAGCCUUGAAAGAAUAGAUACUCUUGGAAUAUAUGGCAAAGUGCACAUCAAAACUAUAGAUUUUAUUUCUAAUGGGGAAAUACCAGAUGGUUCACAAUUUGGAGUUCCAUACGUUGGGAAACUUGAUACUGCACUACAUCCAGGAUGCACAGUUGCCAUUAAGGGAGAAGUGAAUAAAAACCCAAAGAGCUUUGCAAUAAAUCUGAGAUCAAGUGACUCAAAGGACAUUGCAUUACAUCUGAAUCCCCGACUGAAAAAUCAAGUUUUUGUAAGAAACUCAUACCUCCAUGACAGCUGGGGAGAAGAAGAAAAGGAAAUUGCCAAUUUCCCUUUCAGUCCAGGGAUGUACUUUGAGCUGAUCAUUUUCUGUGAUGCCCACCAGUUCAAAGUUGCUGUUAAUGGUGUUCACACUCUGGAGUACAAGCAUCGUUUUAAACAACUUGAAAAGAUCAAUGUAGUGGAAAUCACAGGAGAUGUUCAACUGUUAGAUGUGAGGAGCUGGUAGUUCUUUUCAACCUGUAUUGAAAGAAUUAAACCUCUUCUAAUGACAGUGCCUCCCUGUCAAAUACAAACAGGUGCUGACUUGCCCUGAGCAUGCCUUUACCUGUCUAGGCUUCUCUGUC
This is a messenger RNA of Merops nubicus (carmine bee-eater), 1106 nucleotides long. It is a transcript of the gene LGALS8, whose product is annotated as lectin, galactoside-binding, soluble, 8. The transcript is spliced from 8 exons. Lineage: Eukaryota; Metazoa; Chordata; Aves; Coraciiformes; Meropidae. The coding region runs from base 98 to 988 and encodes 296 amino acids. Gene Ontology annotation, molecular function: carbohydrate binding. The record is from RefSeq and is a predicted model, not a curated record.